Papilio polytes (common Mormon) is the source of this 1960-nucleotide messenger RNA. RefSeq lists its product as uncharacterized. Lineage: Eukaryota; Metazoa; Arthropoda; Insecta; Lepidoptera; Papilionidae. Gene Ontology annotation, molecular function: protein binding. The coding region runs from base 76 to 1878 and encodes 600 amino acids. The transcript has 12 exons. The record is from RefSeq and is a predicted model, not a curated record.
UCGAGAUGUUUAAACAAAUCAAAUAUUCAGUUAAAACUCAAUAACAAUUUACAAAGAUAAAAUAAUAAAAAGGAUAUGGGAAAGUUAGGUACAUUCGAAAAACCUAUUUGUAAUGCAGUGACAGUAUAUCGAGAAAGAGGAAAUUACCUUCAACGUUUGGAGCAAUUCGAAAAAGCAAUUUUUGCAUACAACGAAGCUCUACGUUGGGAUAACACAGAUGUCCCAUCGCUACUCGGUAGAAGCUUGGCUCGGGCAAAAUCUACCCACUAUGCUGGGGCACUGACAGACGUGGCGCGUGCGGCUGAACUCGAGCCAAAUAACUUGACGGCGCUACAGAUUAAAGCGAAAACGGAAUACGAAAAAUGUGCGUUCGAACGUUCUCUUGUUCUUGCAAGCUGCGGACAGAAGCUGAGGGUUCUGCCGCCGAACUUCGCGGAUUGCGCCAGAUGUGCCGAAGAAACGAUUCGAGAAUGUUCUGGACUAAGCGCAACAAAAGUGAUGAAAUCUGCAAACAUCCUACUCAAAGAUGUUGAAAUAAUAGAUCACAUGGAGAAAGAUAUUUAUGAACCAACAGUAAUUGUACGACGUAGUAGAAUGCAGAAAGAACCGACUCAACAAAUACAAGAGAUAUCGCGGGUAGAAAAACAAAAGACGGAGCAUAUUUCACGGUUAAUGGCAUCGAAGUAUUUAGAACAAAUGGCCCACGACAAACACUUCCUUAUUUCCUUGUGUAAAGAUGAAAGAUUAAUGUCAGCAAACAAACAAGGCUCGAAGAUACUUUACGAAUUGGCUAAUAAAGCACGUGCUGAUGUUGAAAAACGACAAGCGGUACUUCGCGAACGUCGUCCACUAUACGCAGCAAGGUCGGCGGAAUCAGAGGCUCGGGCGCGUCUGUCCCGAGCACGUAAGGAAAGACUCGGACACGCUCAAAAACAACACGAAGUUGAUGCCAAACGCCUCAUACGAACUGCUAAGACAAUAUUCGAAGAACACGAUACGACGAAAUGCUUAGAAGCAGCCGAAUUCGCAAUGGAACAAAUAUCUAGGAAGCCGGCUAACUUGCUACCUGAUAAAGAAAAGUUUUUACUAGAAUUGUACAACUUGGUCGCUAAUGUAUUCUUGGAUCAGAAACGUUUUAAACAAACCAUGAGUGAAGAAGAACGUGAGAAGAGAUCGUUUGUGUUACUAGGAAUUUCAGUGUCACGGGAACCGAGCCGUGACUCCAUCCUACGCUCGAGGCCAAUGGCGCCGCCGCGGGAUGUGAGACGUCGUUUUAGAACUUUAGAACGCAUAUUAUCUCUUAACGGACGAGCACCGGAAAGAUGCUACGCUCUACAUGAACUGGCUCGUCUUCACGUUGAUACGAAGCAGGCGUAUAAAGCAAGAUUUUACGCUCAUAAAGGCCAAACGGAGGCACGGUCCGCGGAUCAACGUAUCUGGUUGCUGAACAUAACGUUCCUGUUGGCGCGAUGUCAUUUGCUGCAGAACAACCGGCCGGAAGCGCGGGCUGCGCUUAUUGAAGGCACCGGCCUUGCCCGCUCUUACGGCUUCGUGGACGUUUCGAAUUUCUUUGAUACGUGUGUCAAUGUAUCGGGAGAAGGCGAAGUAGGAUCAAGUGAGGCGUUAUUAGAGAAGAGAGAGAAGGAAAUGGUUGAUUUAAUGCAAGAUGAUGACUUGCGUUCUGCUGCAAAAUAUCUGUUUAAACGAAUGUCCGUUAUACCGGCUUCCAGACGUUUCUCAGUACUUCCCGGGACGCAUAUGGAUGAAAACGCAACAACGAUCGGUCGCCGAGUGUCAAUCGUACCGAAAACUCAGCAGCCUACUAGGAUUGUACGGAAACUACAACAUCCACUGGGAUUUCAAGAAUUCGAUUUUUAAGACACUUUAUAAAUUUUUAAAUCGAUAACAUUAUUUCAAUAACUUGUGAUACUUUUUAUUAAAUAAAAAUAUUUGAAUUAUU